Molecule: messenger RNA, 14055 nt
Organism: Trichoplax adhaerens
Lineage: Eukaryota; Metazoa; Placozoa; Uniplacotomia; Trichoplacea; Trichoplacidae
Exons: 23
Coding region: 1-14055 (4684 amino acids)
Biological process (GO): microtubule-based movement
Cellular component (GO): dynein complex
Molecular function (GO): minus-end-directed microtubule motor activity; ATP binding; dynein intermediate chain binding
Source: RefSeq, a predicted model, not a curated record
AUGCCAACCGAUGAUACAUCAAGAAAGAUUGUUGGCAGGAAUACAAAUCCUAGCCAACGCCAUCGACAUUUAAGAAAAGGUCAAGCGAUGGUAGACAGAGAAAAAAAUAGACCAAGAUUGCAGCAACAUACCUUGGUCACUGGUGAAACCAUUAAAGACAAACAGCAAAAAGCACGAGAAGAGAGGGAAGCAAAGAGAGCAUCAUUAGAUGCGCGGCAUGAUUUUAUAUUGCAAAAUGUAGCUAAUGCACUGAAUAUUGAUUAUACUGAAGUUGAGGAUUCUGUACUGGAAGGAAGCCAGAUUGCUGAAAUGGACAAAUUUUUCGAAAUUGAUGGUGCAGCCCACUUAAUAUUUUUCUAUCAAGAACUAGUUAUACCUUACGGCGAUAAUGCUGUUGAAUACGUUCGCUUGGGACCUGGUGGUGCAACUAAGAUCAAAACUUCGAAAUAUAAAUUGUAUAUAACCAAUGGAAAGGAUGAUAAAUUAAGCGGAAUAUGCAUGUUCUUUCUCCGUCCUGACAAUACGAAGCCAAUUAAUAUGGAAAAUAUUACCAAAGAUGUCGUUUUUGGAUCCAUUGAUUGCCGUGAAGGAGGACUAUUAAAAGCCAUCGAAAAAUUAUUAUCGGAUCUUUACAUUCCAGCUCUAACCAAUCAAUGUGAAUGGGGAGAUUUAUCUUCCAGGCAACGACGUGUAGAAUUUCUCGUCAGUUUAGAUUCUUUCGUUAAUAUUUUAGCUGGUGCUGAGUCUAGCUUAAAGGACACAGUGGUUCUCAAAGAAUGUGAAACUGUCGAUUUAUCUGGUAUGACUCAGCCAACAGAUUAUGUUUCAGCAGCAAAUUCAUCAGACACGUUAGAAUCUGUUGAAAUACAUGUUCAAGUAUGGAUUAAACAAAUUGAACAGGUCUUGGCCGAAAGUGAGCAAAUGAGAAAAGAAGCAGAUGAUAUCGGCCCCAAAGUAGAAUUAGAGCACUGGAAGAAAAGAAUGGCUCGAUUUAAUUCUCUCUUGGAUCAAAUUAAAGGUGUAGAAUGUAAGGCAGCGAUUGGCGUUUUACAUGCUGGAAAAUCGAAAUUGUUAAAGAUAUGGCGUGAUUUAGAUACUCGUAUCACCGAUGCAGCUAACGAAGCCAAGGAUAACGUUAAGUUUUUGUAUACACUGGAAAAAAGUUGCGAGCCUCUUUACAGCUGCGAUCCGGUGGCAAUGGUGGAUGCUGUGCCUGGACUUAUCAAUGCUAUUCGAAUGAUUCAUAGUAUUUCACGCUACUAUAACACAUCAGAAAGGAUGACAUCGUUAUUUGUUAAGGUAACAAAUCAAAUGAUUACCGCAUGUCGUGCCUACAUUACUAAUAAUGGCUCUGCCAAAAUUUGGGACCAAGAACGUCCAGAUUUGAUUGAAAAAUUAAAUGCAUGCAUCCGAUUAAAUGAAGAAUACCAGCGUUCUUUUCAAAGGGCUAAACAACGUCUUGAAGAGAUACCGAAUGAAAGACAAUUCGAAUUUAGUGAAAUGUACAUUUUUGGCAAAUUUGAUACUUUUACACGUCGCUUAAAGAAAAUUAUUGAAAUGAUGAAUAUUAUCGAGCAAUAUCAAUGUCUAUCAACAUCGAAAAUUGAAGGAAUGGAAAAUAUGGCAGCAAAAUUUCAGGUCAUUUUAACCACGAUGAAGAAAAAACCUUAUGAUAUCCUCGAUCAGCGUAAAAUGGAUUAUGAUUCCGAUUUCGAAGAAUUUAAACGACAAAUCCAUGAUUUAGAAUCGCAAAUCAAGUUGUUUAUGGAUCAAAGCUUUGAUAAAAUUCAUAACACACAACGAGCUUUAUACUUGAUGAAGAAACUAGAAGCAUUGGGAUUGCCAAAUCUGGAUAUUGAAGAAAAAUAUGAGAAAAUUUUCUUCCAUUUCGGUCGUGAUGUCGAGGCAACGCAAAAACUCUAUCAAAAACAUAAAGCUGACCCUCCAGUUGGACGUGAUUUGCCACCUAUUGCUGGUAAAAUUGCAUGGGUAAGGCAGUUAUAUCGUCGCAUACAGGAUCCAAUGUCGGUGUUUAAGACAUUCCCUCGCAUUCUGCAAAGUCAAGAAGCAAAGAGAAUUAUUAAAAAUUAUAAUAAGGUAGCAAAAGUCCUAUUAGAAUAUGAAAUGAUUUACUACCACGGAUGGCAUAAGCAGAUCGAAGCUGCCAAGAGUGGCUUGCAUGCAUCGUUGUUAGUCCGCCAUCCUGAUACUGGAGAAUUAUUUGUUAAUUUCGAUCCGCAAAUUUUAACGUUAAUUCGAGAAACGGAUUGCAUUGGACGUUUAGAAUUAGAAAUUCCGGAGGUCGCUGCUUCUCUUAAGGAACGCCAAGCAUCAUUAAAAGAAAGCUAUCAUAUCUUAGAGCUCCUCCUUUCUGAGAAUAAGCGAGUAAGAUCGAAAAUUCCAUCUAACUUCGAAACAUUGUUAAUGCCUCACUUGGCUACGAUUGAUGCUGCACUUGAGCCAGGACUAUCCAUGCUAACAUGGACGUCGAUGAAUUUAAUGUCUUAUGUUAAGCAAGUGCAAGAAAAACUUCAAGAGUUAGAAUUAUUAAUUGAUCGUGCAAACGACUUGGUCAAAUGCCGUAUUCAAGCGCUACUUACCGAUAUGAGUAAUGUCCAAUUAUGUGAAUUGCCCGAAGAUGAGCCAUGGUCAAUCGCAGAGUUUGUUGAAAAAACGCAAGCAUUAUGCAAUCGAGGUGCUGCUCUGUUAGAAGCUAAAAGUGCACAAGUAGAAGAAGCUGCUAAUGAAUUGGUCGAUAUGUUGUGGGUACCCGAUGAAGAUGAUGAGGUCAAAGAAUUGGAAUUAGAGAGAGCAGAAUCCAGUUUUAGUGAUAAACCAGAUACUGCUGCACAAGAUAGUGAUAUAGAAGCUCCAGAUACACCAAGUUUGCGCUCUAAUAGUAAAAUUGGUUCACCUAUAACGGCAGCUGGUCGAGCUAUACAGCGUCGCAAGGAAAUGCGUGACAAUUUAAAAAUGGCUGCACAAGAGUUAAUCUCUCAUUUUAAUCAAAGUAAUUUAAAUGCUUUAUUACAAGUUACACGCUCUAUCUUAGAUGCCAUUAAGCGAAGAGUUACCAUUAGUACACGUAGCUAUAUUGAUCGUGGAGAUGUUAAGAGAUCAUUAAGUGCAACCUCAUAUGAAGUCAGAAGAAAUGAGAAAGUGCCAUGUUUCCGGGUCAAAGCUGUGCUAUCUAUUCCUAAUGUUGUUAUGCAACCAACACUAGAAGAAGUACAACAAGCAGUUAAUCGUGCAUGCCACCAUGUCUUGUCUGUAUCUCGCAAUGUUUCCCAGUGGGGACAGGAAAGACGGCGGAUAUUAAUCGAUCGAGAUCACGAUAAAAGUGGUAUAUACGAAUCACAAGCUAUGAGAAGUCGCUCGGUUAGCAAUGCUGCUAGUGAUGAUAGUCGCACUGAUAUAUCGGCAAUUCGUAGCCGUGGUAGUAAAAAUAAUCAAGGUGAAGGAGCCGGCGAUACUAUGACAUUAGGUAGUACAAUCGAGCCGAAAAAGAAUUACUAUAAAAAUAUUGCUGAAAAUAAAGAUAUCGCUAAGCAAGUAUCCAUGCUGUCGACUGCAAUUAUGUCCACCAAGAAAGAUAUUACUACUGCUUUAGAAGCAUUUUACUGCUAUGAAACAUUGUGGCAAAAAGAUCGUGAAGAAGCCAUUAAAGAAUUCAUUGAAGGCAAUCCUAAUUUAACUGAAUUUGAAGCUGAGAUAUUAUACUAUCAACGAAUGGAAAAGGAAAUCGUUGGUUUGCCUGAAUCAUAUAAUGUUGGCGCAAUUGCUCUUGUUACUGAUACGUUAAAGCUAUCAUUAACUUCAGAAACCAAAGCAUGGAAAAUGUUACUAGGUCGUCGUGCCAACUUAAAAUAUCGUACUGAAAUGGAAGAUAUAUUUAUGUUCAUCGAUGAUUUAACUAAGCGACUAAGUCGCCCAAUAAAAGAUUUAGAAGAUGUACGUAAUGCUAUGGCUGCAUUAAAAGAGAUUCGAAAUUCAGAAAUUAGAAUCGAUAUGUCGAUUCCACCAAUUGAGGAAUCAUACGCUAUGUUGCAUAAAUAUCAAUUGUUAGUUGAAAAAGAUGAAGCAGAAAGAGUUGAUACCUUGCGGUAUUCAUGGGAAAGAUUAUUAACACUGGCGGCGGAGAUUCAGACUCAAUUAAUUGUUAUUCAACCUGAGUUUAAAGCCAGAUUAUUAACUAAUGUUGAAGUUUACGCUUUAGAUACAAACAAAUUUGUUGAUGAAUUUAGACUUACCGGUCCUAUGGUUGUCGGUAUACCACCAGGUGAAGCUAGUGAUCGAUUAAUUAUCUUCCAAAAUCGUUUCGAUACAUUAUGGCGCAAAUUUGUGACAUACAGCGGUGGCGAAGAAUUAUUUGGAUUACCAGUUACCGAGUAUCCAGACUUAUUACAAAUCAAGAAAGAACUUUAUCUUUUACAGAAAUUAUAUAGCCUAUAUAAUGAUGUUAUUGACACCAUUAAUGGCUAUUAUGAUAUACCAUGGGCCGAUGUUAACAUAGAAAAAAUCAAUAUUGAAUUACAAGAAUUUCAAAAUAGAUGCCGACGAUUGCCCAGAGCCUUAAAGGAUUGGCCAGCAUACAAUGAUUUAAGGAAGAAAAUUGAUGAUUUUAAUGAAAGCUGUCCAUUACUUGAAUUAAUGACCAAUAGAGCCAUGAAAAGGCGUCAUUGGGAUAGAAUUGCACAAUUAACUAAUCAUGUCUUCGAUGUCGAUUCAGACACAUUCUUAUUACGGAACAUUAUGGAAGCACCAUUGCUGGAACAUAAGGAAGACAUUGAGGAUAUUUGUAUUUCGGCUACAAAAGAGAAAGAUAUAGAAGCUAAAUUAAAACUUAUCGUUAACGAAUGGAGUACUCAAGAGCUGAAGUUCUCUACCUUUAAAAGUCGUGGUGAGCUAUUACUUCGUGGUGAUCAUACAUCAGAAAUUGUUUCCCUCAUGGAAGAUAGCUUAAUGAUCCUAGGCUCCCUUAUGAGUAACCGCUAUAAUGCACCGUUUAAGAAAGAUAUUCAGUCAUGGGUACAAAAAUUAUCAAAUACAACUGAUAUUAUCGAAGAUUGGUUGCAAGUACAAAAUUUGUGGAUCUAUUUAGAAGCAGUAUUUGUUGGUGGUGAUAUUGCUAAGCAGCUACCCAAGGAGGCAAAGCGAUUUCAAAAUAUCGAUAAAUCAUGGGUUAAAAUUAUGACUCGAGCUCACGAAAAUGUCAAUGUUGUUGUUUGUUGUGUUGGUGACGAGACCCUUGGUCAAUUGUUGCCUCAUUUACAAGAGCAACUAGAAUUAUGUCAAAAAUCCUUGAGCGGGUACCUUGAAAAGAAAAGAUUGGUCUUUCCUCGCUUUUUCUUCGUAUCCGAUCCGGCAUUAUUAGAAAUUCUUGGUCAAGCAAGUGAUUCCCAUACUAUACAAGCUCACCUCCUAGGAAUCUUUGAUAAUGUUAAGAGUGUUCAAUUUCACGAGAAAGAUUACGAUCGCAUUCUAUCGGUAUCAUCUCGCGAAGGGGAAUCGAUCGAGCUCGAUAAAAGUGUUGUUGCUCAAGGAAGUGUUGAAUUAUGGUUGACCAAUUUACUAAAUACAGUCCAUCGUUCAGUUCAUGGUAUCAUUCGUCAAGCUCAUGUAGCCAUUAAUGAUCAAAACUUCAACUUGAUUGAAUUUUUAAAUAUCUUUCCAGCUCAGAUUGGUUUACUUGGAUUACAAAUGAUCUGGACGAGAGACGCUCAAGAUGCGCUAAGAAAUGCCAAACAAGAUCGUAGAAUUAUGGGAGAAACCAAUCAAAAUUUCAUAAGUAUUCUAAACGUAUUAAUCGAUAUGACCACAAAAGACAUGAGCAAAAUGGAACGUACCAAGUAUGAGACAUUAAUUACUAUCCAUGUCCAUCAGCGUGAUAUCUUUGACGAUUUAGUACGCCAGCAUAUUCGUUCACCUUCUGAUUUUGAAUGGCUCAAGCAGUCUCGAUUUUAUUUCAAUGAGGAUCUCGAUAAAUGCAUCAUCUCUAUUACUGAUGUUGAUUUUCAAUAUCAAAAUGAAUAUCUCGGUUGUACAGAGCGAUUGGUUAUUACACCUUUAACAGAUCGUUGCUAUAUUACAUUAUCACAAGCUUUAGGAAUGUCAUUAGGUGGUGCACCAGCUGGCCCUGCAGGUACUGGUAAAACUGAAACAACCAAAGAUAUGGGUAAAGCAUUAGGAAAAUAUGUCGUCGUAUUCAACUGCUCCGAUCAAAUGGAUUAUCGUGGUCUAGGUCGUAUAUUUAAAGGUUUAGCCCAAUCCGGUAGUUGGGGCUGUUUCGAUGAAUUCAAUCGUAUCGAUUUACCUGUUUUAUCCGUUGCAGCUCAGCAAAUAUCAGUGGUAUUAACAAGCAAAAAAGAGAGAAGGAAACAUUUCAUCUUUACCGAUGGUGAUAAUGUUGAUUUAAGUCCAGAAUUUGGUAUUUUCUUAACCAUGAAUCCAGGCUAUGCUGGGCGUCAAGAGCUACCUGAAAAUUUAAAAAUCAACUUUAGAACAGUGGCUAUGAUGGUACCUGAUCGCCAAAUUAUCAUCCGUGUUAAAUUAGCUAGUUGUGGCUUCUUGGAUAAUGUUAAUUUAGCGCGAAAAUUUUAUACCUUAUAUAAAUUAUGCGAAGAACAGUUAACCAAGCAAGUCCAUUACGAUUUUGGCCUACGAAAUAUUCUGUCAGUAUUGCGUACACUUGGCGCUGCUAAACGAUCUAAUCCACAUGAUGGCGAAAGCACAACUGUGAUGCGUGUUUUACGUGAUAUGAAUUUAUCCAAAUUAGUCGAUGAAGAUGAGCCACUGUUUUUAAGCUUGAUUAACGAUUUAUUCCCAGGUAUUAAUCUGGAUAAAGCUGGUUAUCCAGAAUUAGAAUCAGCUAUUGAUAACCAAGUUGAAUUAUCUGGCUUAAUAAGUCAUCCAUCAUGGAAAUUGAAAUUAAUUCAGCUUUUCGAAACUCAAAAAGUACGCCAUGGUAUGAUGGCAUUAGGUCCUAGUGGUGCUGGUAAAACCUGCUGUAUUCAUACGUUAAUGAAAGCAAUGACUGAAUGUGGCCAACCACAUCGUGAAAUGAGAAUGAAUCCUAAAGCUAUUACAGCAUCGCAAAUGUUUGGACGUUUAGAUGUUGCAACCAAUGAUUGGACUGACGGUAUCUUUUCAACAUUAUGGAGGAAAACAUUGCGUACCCGCAAAGGUGAACAUAUCUGGCUGGUAUUAGAUGGGCCUGUUGAUGCUAUAUGGAUUGAAAAUUUAAAUAGUGUCUUAGAUGAUAACAAAACUUUAACAUUAGCUAAUGGUGAUCGCAUACCAAUGUCGCCAAACUGUAAAAUUAUCUUUGAGCCUCACAAUAUCGACAAUGCUUCUCCAGCGACAGUAUCGCGCAAUGGUAUGGUCUACAUGAGUUCAUCGGGUCUUGAUUGGAAUCCUAUUUUAGAAGGUUGGCUUAAAAGUCGAACACCACAGGAAGCUGAAACAUUACGCAGUCUAUUCUCCCAUACAUUUGCUGAAAUAUAUCAAUUUGUCAAUCAAAAUUUAGAAGCUAAGAUGAAUGUCUUAGAAUGCAAUUACAUCUUUCAAGCCAUACGAUUACUCGAUGGAUUAAUACCAGACAAAGAUGAUGUCGGUAAUGUAUCACCGUUACAAUUAGAGCAUCUAUAUACCUUUGCCAUUAUGUGGAGUUUAGGUGCCUUACUUGAAUUAGAUCAUCGUGCUAAAUUGGAAACCUUCAUGAAAGAGCAAGGUAAAUUAAGUUUACCCCCAGCUGAUGAGGAUAACCAUGAAACAAUAUUUGAAUAUAUGGUGGACAGCCAAGGUCAAUGGCAACAUUGGUCGACACGCGUUGAAGAAUAUCAUUAUCCAAAAGAUCGCACACCAGAUUAUUUAUCCAUCUUAGUUCCCAACAUUGACAAUGUUAGGACCGAUUUCUUAAUACAAACGAUUGCAAAACAAAAUAUAGCAGUAUUAUUAAUCGGCGAACAAGGUACUGCAAAGACCGUUAUGGUGAAAAGUUAUAUGUCACGAUAUGAUCCAGAAAAGCAUUUAAGCAAAAGUUUCAAUUUUUCUUCAGCAACAACACCAUUACUAUUCCAACGUACCAUUGAAAGUUAUGUUGAUAAGCGUAUGGGCAGUACAUUUGGUCCACCUGCUGGAAAAAAAAUGACUGUUUUUAUCGAUGAUAUUAAUAUGCCUGUCAUUAAUGAAUGGGGUGAUCAAAUUACCAAUGAAAUUGUACGCCAACUGAUCGAAUUUAAUGGCUUUUAUAGCCUUGAAAAAGCGGGAGAUUUUACAAAUAUUGUCGAUUUACAAUUUAUUGCUGCUAUGAUUCAUCCUGGUGGCGGUCGUAAUGAUAUCCCUAGCCGUCUUAAGCGGCAUUUUUGCAUUUUUAAUAGUACCUUACCAUCCAAUCAAUCCAUCGAUAAAAUAUUCGGUGUUAUCGGUACUGGUCAUUUUUGCAUUGAACGCGGAUUUAAGCCUGAAAUUAUCGAUUUAGCUGCUAAAUUAGUAACAGUAACUCGACGCUUAUGGCAAUUAACUAAAGUGAAAAUGUUGCCUACACCAGCUAAAUUUCAUUAUAUCUUUAAUUUACGUGAUUUAUCGCGUAUUUGGCAAGGAAUGCUCAACAGUAUUGCAUCUGUUGUCAAUAGCCAAGGCAUACUAUUGCAAUUAUGGAGGCAUGAAUGCCAGAGAGUUAUCUCAGAUCGAUUUAUUAAUACACAAGAUCAAGAUUGGUUUAAUAGAACACUCAUUCGUGUAGCUGAAGAAGAUCUCGAUAUGGAUAUUAGCAUUGAGCCUUAUUUUGUCGAUUUCUUGCGUGAUGCCCCUGAAGUCCUUGGUGACGAGCCAGACGAUGCUGAUUUAGAUGCACCAAAAAUCUAUGAACCAAUUCCAUCAUUUGAAAUCCUAGAAGAACGUUUAAGAAUGUUUAUGGUUCAAUAUAAUGAAACGAUACGUGGCUCUGGAUUGGAUCUUGUAUUUUUCCGAGAUGCAAUGAUCCAUUUAAUGAGAAUAUCACGAGUUAUCCGUACAGCACGAGGCAAUGUACUUAUUGUCGGUGUUGGUGGCUCUGGCAAGCAAAGUCUAACACGUUUAGCUUCAUUUAUUGCCGGAUAUAAAACAUUCCAAAUUACUUUAACACGCUCCUAUAAUGCCAACAAUUUCCUCGACGAUUUAAAAGUCUUGUAUCGUAUUGCUGGCUUCCAAGGACAUGGUACGACAUUUAUCUUCACAGAUCAAGACAUUAAAGACGAAAGUUUCCUGGAAUAUCUCAAUAAUGUCCUAUCAUCGGGUGAAUUAUCCAAUUUAUUUGCACGUGAUGAAUUAGAUGAAAUAUGUACUGAUCUUAUACCAGUUAUGAAGAAAGAAUAUCCACGACGUCCUCCUACACCAGAAAAUCUAUAUGAUUACUUCUUAACACGCGCUAAGCAUAAUUUACAUGUUGUCUUAUGCUUUUCACCUGUUGGUGAUAAAUUCCGCACCAGAACAUUAAAAUUCCCUGGCCUUAUUAGUGGCUGUACCAUGGAUUGGUUUAGUCGUUGGCCAAAAGAUGCUUUAAUUGCUGUUGCUGAUCAUUAUUUAUCGUCAUUCGAUAUAUCAUGCACAUCGGAAGUUAAGCGUCAAGUUGUUCAAGCCAUGGGUGUCUUUCAUGAUGGCGUAGCUGAAAGUUGUACUGAUUAUUUCCAACGUUAUCGACGUGCAACGCACGUUACUCCAAAAUCUUACCUAUCAUUUAUUAACAGUUACAAGAUUGUUUAUUAUGAUAAACGCAAAGAUAUUGGGGAAUUAGCUAAACGUAUGAAUGUUGGUCUGGAUAAAUUACUUGAAGCCAGUGAAUCAGUCCAUUCUUUAUCCAAAGAGUUGGCAAUUAAAGAGAAAGAAUUAGCUAUUGCAUCCGAGAAAGCCGAUGAUGUAUUAAAGGAAGUAACAGCCAGUGCUCACGCGGCUGAAAAAGUUAAAACUCAAGUGCAAAAAGUAAAAGACAAAGCUCAAGCUAUUGUCGAUACCAUUGAAAAGGAUAAAAAUAUAGCUGAAGCUAAAUUAGAGGCUGCAAGACCGGCAUUGGAAGAAGCAGAAGCAGCAUUGCAAACUAUCAAGCCAAGCCAUAUUGCAACAGUUCGAAAAUUACAGAAACCGCCUCAUUUAAUUAUGCGUAUUAUGGAUUGUGUUUUGCUCUUAUUUAUGCGUUCCAUGGAUAAAGUUCAUGUUGAUCUGGACCGACCACAAUUUACCAAACCAUCAUGGGCUGAAUCCUUGAAAUUAAUGGGUGGCAGCAGCUUUUUAAGCGGAUUACAAAAUUUUCCUAAAGAUAGUAUUAACGAAGAAACCGUUGAAUUAUUAGAGCCAUACAUUACUCAGGAUGAUUAUAAUAACGAUAAUGCUAAACGUGUCUGUGGCGAUGUUGCUGGCUUAUGUUCGUGGACAAAAGCUAUGGCAUACUUUUUUGGCAUUAAUAAGGAGGUUCUACCAUUGAAAGCUAAUUUAAUUAUCCAACAAGCUCGCUAUGAUUCAGCUAUGCAAGAUCUACAAAAAGCCCAAUCUGAUCUCGACGAAAAACAACGUGAAUUAGAUGAAGUUCAAGCGCUAUACGAAGCAGCAGUCAAAGAAAAGCAAGAUUUAAUUAACGAUGCUGAGACUUGUCGUCGUAAAAUGCAAGCUGCUACAGCAUUAAUUGAAGGUUUAGCUGGUGAACGCCAACGUUGGACACAACAAAGUAAAGAAUUUGAAUCUGAAAUUGGUCGUUUAGUUGGAGACGUCUUAUUAUGCACAGCGUUUCUCUCCUAUGCGGGUCCAUUCAAUCAAGAAUUUAGAAGUAUCUUAUCGCGUAAUUGGCAGCGCGAAAUGAGAAUUAAGAAGAUUCCAUUUACUCUUAACCUAAAUAUAUCAGGAAUGCUUGUAGAUAAUACCGAAGUUAGUGAAUGGUUAAUACAAGGUUUACCAAAUGAUGAUCUCUCGAUUCAAAAUGGUAUUAUAGUAACGAAAGCAACACGCUAUCCGUUACUGAUUGAUCCACAAGGUCAAGGCAAGAUAUGGGUUAAAAAUCGCGAAGCAAAUAGUGACUUAAUGAUUACAUUCCUCAAUCAUAAAUACUUUAGAUCACAUCUAGAAGAUUCAUUAUCACUAGGUAGGCCAUUACUGAUUGAGAAUGUUGGCGAAGAAUUAGAUCCAGCAUUAGAUAAUAUCUUGGAGAAAAAUUUCAUCCGUACUGGCAGUACUCCUAAAGUGAAAGUAGGCGAUAAAGAAGUCGAUGUCUUGCCUGGAUUUAAGUUGUAUAUUACCACCAAGUUAGCUAAUCCAUCUUAUACACCGGAAAUAAGUGCAAGAACAUCAAUGAUUGACUUUACAGUUACCAUGAAAGGUCUAGAAGACCAACUCUUAGGGCGCGUUAUAUUAACAGAAAAGGAAGAGUUAGAAGCUGAAAGGAGUAAAUUAAUGGAGGAAGUCACCGCUAAUAAGCGUAAAAUGAAAGAGUUAGAGGAUAAUUUAUUAUAUCGUCUAACUAGUAUCCAAGGCUCAUUAGUCGACGAUGAAUCACUUAUUAUUGUCUUAGGCAAUACAAAACGCACAGCUGAAGAUGUAAGCCAAAAAUUAGCCAUUGCAGCUGAAACAGAAGUUAAAAUUAAUGCUGCACGUGAAGAAUUUCGACCAGUUGCAACGCGUGGUAGCAUCUUAUAUUUCCUUAUUGUUGAAAUGUCAAUGGUUAAUUGUAUGUAUCAAACAUCGCUACGUCAAUUUCUUGGCAUUUUUGAUAUUUCAAUUACCCAAUCAGCUAAAUCGCCUAUUACAAGUAAACGUAUUGGCAAUAUUAUUGAAUAUCUUACCUAUGCUGUAUUCAAGUAUUCAUGUCGUGGCUUAUAUGAAAGUCAUAAAUUCUUAUUUACACUACUUUUGGCGUUAAAAAUCGAUUUACAAAACAACAAGAUCAAACGUGAAGAAUUUCACACUUUAAUUAAAGGUGGUGCUGCAUUAGAUUUGAAAGCUUGCCCUCCUAAACCAUCUAAAUGGAUCUUAGAUAUGACAUGGUUGAAUUUAGUUGAAUUGAGUAAGCUACCUCAAUUUGCAGAUAUUUUAAAUCAAAUUAGUCGUAAUGAGAAAGCAUGGAAAAUAUGGUUCGAUAGCGAUGCACCUGAAGAAGCACAAAUGCCUGAUGGCUAUCAAAACUCUCUUGAUACGUUUAGGAAAUUAUUGUUGAUAAGAUCUUGGUGUUUAGAUCGUACUAUUGCUCAAGCACGUAAAUAUAUUGCUAGCUCACUUGGUGAACGUUAUGCCGAAGGGGUCAUCUUAGAUCUAGAGCAAAUGUGGGAAGAAAGCGAUGCUCGUAUACCUCUUGUAUGCUUAUUAUCCACUGGUUCUGAUCCUACACCACAAAUUGAAGCAUUAGCUAAGCGUAAUAAGUUAGAUUGUCGAGCAAUAUCGAUGGGACAAGGGCAAGAAAUUCAUGCACGACGACUACUACAACAAAGUAUUGCAUCAGGUGGAUGGGUAUUACUGCAAAAUUGUCAUUUAGGACUCAAUUUUAUGGAAGAAUUAUUAACUAUAAUGAUUGAUACCGAAUCUUUACAUGAUUCUUUCCGAUUAUGGAUGACUACUGAAGUUCAUCCAAGUUUUCCAAUUGGUCUGUUGCAAAUAUCAAUCCGAUUUACUAAUGAGCCACCCCAAGGUGUUAAAGCUGGCAUUAAGCGUACUUAUGCUGGAAUUAGUCAAGAUCAAUUAGACAUUAAUAGCAUGCCGCAAUGGAAACCAAUGCUGUAUGGUAUUGCAUUCCUGCACACUACUGUCCAAGAGAGGAGAAAGUUUGGCCCAUUAGGCUGGAAUAUACCUUAUGAAUUCAAUCAGGCUGAUUUCACAUCAACCAUCCAAUUUGUACAAAAUCAUCUAGAUGACAUGGAUAUUAAGAAAGGUGUUUCAUGGAAUACCAUCCGUUAUAUGAUUGGCGAAGUUCAUUAUGGUGGACGUGUAACAGAUGACUACGAUAAGCGCUUAUUGAAUACUUUUGGCAAAGUAUGGUUUAAUGAUACCAUGUUUAGCUCGUCAUUUACUUUCUAUAAAGGUUAUGCUAUCCCUAAAAGUAAUACCAUAUCGCAAUAUAUGGAAUUUAUCGAUACUAUUCCAUUAGUCGAUACACCAGAAGUAUUUGGGUUGCAUCCUAAUGCUGAUAUAACCUAUCAGAGUAACAUGGCACAAGGUGUUUUAAGUACAAUUUUAAGUAUUCAGCCUAAAGAUAGUGCAACUGGAGGAGGUGAAACACGAGAAAGUGUUGUUUAUCGUUUAGCUGAUGAUAUGCUAGAGAAAUUGCCUAAAGACUAUAUACCUCAUGAAGUUAAAGAACGAAUUCAAAUUAUGGGCCCAUUAUCACCCAUGAAUAUUUUCUUACGCCAAGAAAUUGAUCGUAUGCAGCGUGUUAUUGCUAUCGUUCGCCAAACCUUAAACGAUUUAAAAUUAGCCAUCGAUGGUACCAUUAUAAUGAGUGAAAAUUUACGAAAUGCUUUGGAUAAUAUGUAUGAUGCACGAGUUCCCACAUUAUGGAAGAAAAUCUCCUGGGAAUCAUCAACAUUAGGAUUUUGGUUUACCGAAUUAUUAGAGCGCAAUCAACAAUUUCAUACAUGGUGCUUUGAUGGUCGUCCUAAUGCAUUUUGGAUGACUGGAUUUUUUAAUCCCCAAGGUUUCCUAACUGCUAUGAGGCAAGAAGUUACUCGUGCACACAAGGGAUGGGCAUUAGAUAAUGUUACACUACAAAACGAUGUUACCAAACAUUAUAAGGACGAUGUGAAUUCUGCUCCAUCGGAAGGUGUCUAUGUCUAUGGCUUGUACUUAGAAGGAUCUGGUUGGGAUCGUCGCGGUUGUAAAUUAGUAGAGCCACCAGCUAAAGUUUUAUAUACACCUUUGCCUGUCAUCCAUAUCUAUGCUAGUAAUACAGCAGUUCAACGAGAUAAUCGUAUUUAUGAAUGCCCAAUUUAUAAAAAGCCAAAACGAACUGAUUUAACUUAUAUUGCAUCGGUCGAUUUGAAAACUAAUCAAGUUCCCGAGCACUGGAUAUUACGUGGUGUUGCACUAUUAUGUGAUAUCAAGUAA